Messenger RNA from Elaeis guineensis (African oil palm), 3303 nucleotides. RefSeq lists its product as uncharacterized. Lineage: Eukaryota; Viridiplantae; Streptophyta; Magnoliopsida; Arecales; Arecaceae. Gene Ontology annotation, molecular function: DNA binding. The record is from RefSeq and is a predicted model, not a curated record.
CCGGGUGCUCGGAUCCGAACCCAGAUACCCUCUCCAUCCACGACCUGCCCUCGAAGCUGGUUCUGUUCUGCACCCAUGGCGACGGAGCACAUCCCGGUGGUGGACCUCCGCCUCCUCUCCCAGACCGAGAUCAACACCCUCUCCGUCUCCUGCCCAAACGCUUUCGAUCUCCACCGCUGCGACGACGUGGUUGUCCCCAAGAUCGACCGCUCCGUCUUCAAUGAGAGCGCUGGAAGCCGCAAGCAAACCUACUCCCGCCUCCGCCUCGCCCCCCGCAAGCCCGACGGCCCCCCUUCCUCCGCCUCCUCCUCGUCCUCCGUGGCCCGCCGUGGCCCCCGUGGCCUCCUCUCCUCCUCCCCUUCCUCCUCCGCCGCCUCCGCCGCAGAUGGCGGCGCCAACGACGACGACCCCGGGCGUCGCGAGAACCAGCAGAUCGUCUCGUUCCUCCGCCAGCUCUUCGCCCGCGAGGAAUCCUCCGCUCCCCAUCCUCAACUUCAAUCCCAAACCCUAAGCCUAACCGUAGCCACCCCCGUCUCCGCCCGCCGGAACUCCGAUGCUGAUGAUAGCAGUCGCAAGGCGUUGGUGGUUGUGGAGGAUAGGGACCGGGAUGUUCUAAAUGCGAAGGGCGUGACGGUGGACUUGGUCGGUUUAGGGGAAAAGGUGGAUCCUUUUGGGGAGGAGCUGAGGCGGAGGACGGCGGGGUUGAAGACGGAGGUGGAUCUGUUGCGGUUUUUGAGUGCAUUGGAAGGGCAGUGGGGGAGCCGGAGGAAGAGGAGGAAGAUUGUUGAUGCUUCAGUUUUCGGGGAUGACUUGCCGAGGGGAUGGAAGCUGCUUCUCGGGCUCAAGAGGAAGGAAGGCGUGGCCUGGGUGAACUGCCGGCGAUAUGUUAGCCCAAAUGGGAAGCAGUUUGGAUCUUGCAAGGAGGUUUCUUCAUACAUACUCUCCCUUGUUGGCCACCCAAAUAAUGUGAAGUCAAUUUUUGUUCAAAAUGAUGGAAGCACGCAUGAAGUUGACAAAUUGACUCCUAGCUUCCAGGCUGCAGGUCUUACCCAUCAAGAAGGCGUUGCAAAGGAAAAUGGCAGCAUGUCUUCAGUUACACCUCUCUCGUCUUAUUCGGAUGACAGUCAGAAGCAAGUUGUCUUAUACAGGGUUGAGAAGCAGACAAUCAAUGAAACAAAAAGUAUUCUAGAAUGUCAUGCAUGCAAGCUGACUUUUGGUGACAAGGACACAUAUUUGCAGCAUCAGUUGUCAUUUCAUCAAAGGAGUGCAAAGCGGCGUAGACUUGGCAGAUCCAUUGGGAAUGGUGUCAUUGUAAAAGAUGGUAAAUAUGAAUGUCAGUUUUGUCACAAGAUUUUUAGUGAGAGACAUCGUUACAAUGGGCAUAUUGGAGCGCAUGUAAGAUACCAAGGUCUGAGUGCUGAAGCACUGCCAGAUGAUAUUACAACAAGAUAUAUACUUAAUCCUUCCCCCUUGGCUGCAGUACCAUAUAGUUUCUCAGAGAUGACUGCUUUGGCUGAGCAAAAUGAAGAAACUUGUAAUGCAAAAUCGGCUGAUAAACUUCAUGUUGAUUCCUCUCAGUGCAAAAUAGACACCAAGAAUCCUGGAAUUGAUCAUAAUGCAAAGUCUGGUGGUAGUGAAGCUACUGAAGUAGCCUGCACAAGCAUCUCUAUUGAUGACCAAAAUAAUGAUCAUAAUUUGACUAGUUAUAAGUCCAAUGAGAUUCUUCUGGAAAGAAAUAUCACAGAUGACAAAUCUGAUGCACACAUGGAUGCCAUAUCUCCUUCUGUUGUUGAUGUAAACAAUGUGGCUCAAUAUUGCUCACCUGUUACCACUCAAGAAGCUUCUACAAGCAAAUCUGUUGAUGACCAGGCGAGCCACAUUGAUAUGGUUAAUUGUAAAUCUGAAGUUGUUGAGGCUGGUAAUGCUGGGGAUGCCAACCCUAAUGAUGGCCAGGUUAAUGAUUGUGACAUGGGUGGUUAUAAAACAGAAGAGGUUAUUGAGGCUAGCAAUACCAAAGAUGUCAGGCCCGAUGCAAGCUUGGAUGCCGUAUCUUCCCCUCUUAAAAAUAUGGACAAUGCGACCUGUGAAAGUAUUAAUGAAAUUGGUCAAUCUUCCUCCACAAGCAUAUCUGUUGACAACAUCAAUGAAUAUGCUAUGACUGGCUAUAAAUCUGAGGAGGUUGUUGACAUUAAUAAUCCCAUGGGCGUUAAGCAUAUUGCAUCCAUCGAAUCUAUCUCUCCGUCUCUUAUCAAUGUGGACACCAAUGAAAUUGAUCUUUCUUCAUGUACCAUGAUUCCAGAAAUCGGAAAAUAUGGCACUGACCAGAAAGCCAACUCAGACGUUCAUUUGAUAACCAUGUCAGGUAAUGAACCAACUUAUGGGAUUGACACUUUUGCAAAUGAUAUUUUUACCAGCUCCAUGGGAGAAAACGUUCUUGUUGAACUGGAUUCAUCUGACACUGGGUUGAAAACUCAAUUUGCAAAUUCCCAUUCAUUGUCUGACAAAGAACUGGCUACUGAGAAUAUUAUGCCUGGUGAAUUCAAUGCCACCUGUAUUGACACUACUUUUGUCAAUGGACAUAAUGGGGAUGUUGAAACAGAUGCAGAUUGUACAUUUGAUAUUGACAUGAAGGAAUCUGUACUUGAAGAAAUGGAUAAACCUGAUAAUGAGCUGGAAAAUUGCUUUUGUAGCAGCAAUGCUGGAUGCGAAGAGGUUGUUCCGAGUGAUGUUGUUGCAAACAAUGAUGGAACAAAUUAUCUGCAACUUAAUGUGGUGGGCACAUCAUCAUGGGUACAUUCAUCUGAUGGUGUCCCAAUCCUUGAUAUGAUCCCGGAACAGUGUGAAGAUGAACUCAGCAGUGUUGGCCAGAAGCGGGGGAUCCUGCCGGGCUUUGAAGAGUUGAGGUUGGAUGCAUCCAGCUCUUCUGAAUUUGUUUGCCUGACUGGUCGAGAGCCGAGUUCAGUGCCUGGGCCAACCAUCGAAUUGGGUUAUGCAACAGCACUGCAAAAUGGGAGUUGCUCCUCUGUUCAGUUAGGAUGGGACAUAUCUCGUGAGCUAACUUCUGUGUGUGUGUGGUGUAGCAGGGAAUUCAGCCAUGGUAGUAUUGCUGUUGCUGAACUACAACCUGAUUCCGUCGGCUUCAUGUGCCCAGCAUGUAAGGCAAAGAUUUCAGGUUAAGACAAUCAUUUGAGUGCUGACCUGCAGCUCAUUCUUCUUCUGUAAGGACAAUGCACCUCUAACUGUCUAUUAUGGGUUGAUUUCUAGCAAUUAAUGCUAUAGACUCUGAUCCUUUCUUUCAUUUCA